AUGGGGCUUUUAAGUAUAUUUUUUCAUCAAAAUCCUCAGCUGGUGUAUCAGUUGUUUACUAUACCCAUGGCUUUGAUUUUUUAUAGUAUGGCUGCACAUGGAUACCUGUCUGUGUUUCAAAGGUAUAUCUGUUUGAUGGCAGGUGGACUGUUUCUGGCUAUUCUGACCAUGGGUCCAUACAGCAUGUUGCUUUUCAUCGCUGCUGCCAUAUUUUUGCUACUCGUGAACUUUGUGGAACCCGUUCACAUUCACUACUGGGUUUUUGGUUUGCAGAUGGGAUGGCAAUCCUUCUGGCACUUCUAUAUGCAGUACAAACAAUACUGGCUUUAUGAGUCUAUAGAUUGUAGGCUUGUGUUGGCCAUGUCUGCUCUAAUGCUUCUUAGCCAGAGAGUCACCUCUGUAUCGAUGGACCUUCAGGAUGGAAAAGUCAUCAAAAAUGAUCAAAGGAGAUAUCAGACCCAACUGUAUUUCUUUAUUCCUCUCAUAAGCUACAUUCUCAAUUUUCCUGCUCUUCUUGGAGGACCACUUUGCUCAUUUAACACUUAUGUAACCUUUGUGGAGCAGAUGAGCAUCAGUCCACCACCCUCCCCUUUUGCAAUUCUGCCUUGGAAGCUAUCACAAGUUUUGAUCUUGCUAGCACUUAAAAACCUCCUAGCAAGCUCUCUACAGUCUGAUAUAUUCAUCUUAAGCAGCCAUCUAGAUAUAUUGUGGAUCUGGGUCUUCUCACUGGUUCUUAGACUUAACUAUUAUACUCACUGGAAAAUAAGUGAAUGUCUUAACAAUGCAGCAGGAUUGGGGUUUAAUGGGCGUGGCCCAAAUGGUCGUGCAUUGUGGAAUGGACUCUCUGAUGGCAACGCAUGGACAAUUGAGAGUUCAAAAAGUAUUUCAGAGUUCGCUCGUCACUGGAAUGGCACAACGGCUACAUGGCUUCGCAGACUUGUGUUCCAAAGGUGCAGCAGGGUGCCACUACUAAUGACAUUCAGCUUCUCAGCUUUGUGGCAUGGCUUGUACCCAGGUCAGGUCAUAGGUUUUCUUGGAUGGGCCAUAGCUGUGUUAGGGGACUACAAGCUGCACAAACUUCUUCGCUCAAGAGUCAAGACAGGUUGGAGAAAAGGUUUGUACCCUUGCUUAAGCUGGGCCUACACUCAAAUCAUCAUCAGUUACGUUGUGCUUACAAUUGAACUUCAGACUUUUGAGGCAGUGAUGCUGUUUAGUACAACACUCCUACUGUUUCCACUUGCAAUUGUUAUACUACUGUUAAUACUAUAA
Messenger RNA from Trichomycterus rosablanca, 1269 nucleotides. RefSeq names its product membrane bound O-acyltransferase domain containing 4 (gene mboat4). Gene Ontology annotation, molecular function: serine O-acyltransferase activity. The transcript has 3 exons. Gene Ontology annotation, biological process: lipid modification; peptidyl-serine octanoylation. Gene Ontology annotation, cellular component: endoplasmic reticulum membrane. The record is from RefSeq and is a predicted model, not a curated record. Lineage: Eukaryota; Metazoa; Chordata; Actinopteri; Siluriformes; Trichomycteridae. The coding region runs from base 1 to 1269 and encodes 422 amino acids.